Messenger RNA from Brassica oleracea var. oleracea, 726 nucleotides. Its product is annotated as calvin cycle protein CP12-2, chloroplastic. The transcript has a single exon. Gene Ontology annotation, biological process: negative regulation of reductive pentose-phosphate cycle. NCBI's taxonomy places the organism in Eukaryota, Viridiplantae, Streptophyta, Magnoliopsida, Brassicales, Brassicaceae. The record is from RefSeq and is a predicted model, not a curated record. Gene Ontology annotation, cellular component: chloroplast. Bases 181 to 573 code for a protein of 130 amino acids.
AAGAAAAAUAUCUCAAGAGCAUUCCUGCACGUGUAGCUCUUUGGCUGAUUAAGAGAAGAUAAGAAAUCAGGUUCACAGAACUAAAUUCAUGUACACUUUAUAUAUCCGUUCGUUCCAUUUAUCUUAAAUGUAUCACAAAAAUCAUUCAGAGCCUGCCUGUAUCUUUUAUUUCACCCAACGAUGGCAACUAUAGCUACUAGCCUUAACAUAGCAACCCAACGUGCCAUCAUCACCAGCGAGAACCGACCUGCUCGUCUCGCUUGUCCUGUCCUUUUGAACAACCCGUGGAAUCUUGGUUCAAGAACAACGAACCGUUUGGUGAGCUUUAGGCCGGUCAAAUCAGCUCCAGAAGGAGUAAUAUCCGAUAAAGUGGAGAAGAGCAUUAAGGACGCAGAGGAGACUUGUGCCGGCGAUCCAGUGAGCGGAGAGUGCGUAGCUGCUUGGGACGAGGUCGAGGAGCUUAGCGCAGCAGCUAGCCACGCUAGAGACAAGAAGAAAGCUGAAGGCUCCGACCCUUUGGAGGAAUACUGCAAAGACAAUCCCGAGACUAACGAGUGUCGUACUUAUGAUUAAUCAUGUUCCAGGACCCCAUCAAUAUAUUAUAUACAAAUCUUUGUUCCAUUCAGUUUAGUAAUGCUAUAUGAUGCUAAAGCUGUCUUAGAGCUCUAUAAACAUUGUAAUUUGGCAAGAUUCAUAAGAAAUCAUAUAACACAAAGCUUGAAUACA